Messenger RNA from Chlorella variabilis, 189 nucleotides. RefSeq lists its product as hypothetical. The transcript has a single exon. Gene Ontology annotation, biological process: DNA-templated transcription. Gene Ontology annotation, cellular component: RNA polymerase I complex; RNA polymerase II, core complex; RNA polymerase III complex. Lineage: Eukaryota; Viridiplantae; Chlorophyta; Trebouxiophyceae; Chlorellales; Chlorellaceae. Gene Ontology annotation, molecular function: zinc ion binding; DNA-directed RNA polymerase activity; DNA binding. The record is from RefSeq and is a predicted model, not a curated record. The coding region runs from base 1 to 189 and encodes 62 amino acids.
AUGCAGGGCACGGCAGGCUAUGGCGCACCAGCGCCCACGGGACCCGUGCAGGUGGCCUACAUUUGCGGCGACUGCGGCGCGGAGAACACGCUCAAGCCGGGGGACGUCAUUCGCUGCCGCGAGUGCGGGUACAGAAUACUGUACAAGAAGCGGACCAAGCGCGUGGUGCAGUAUGAGGCGCGAUGGUGA